CGAUUGAAUGCAGUCCCCUAAAAUGGCUGUUGCGGUAUAUUCAUAUUAAAUACGCUCCAAGUUUAUUUGUGAGAGAAACGGUGUUUUGUCUUCUAAUUUGAUUGUGAAUAUAGUGGAUAUAAUGAUAAAUGCGCCCAUUUACUAUUCGCUGAUAAUCUAACCUAGCGUAUAAAUUUAACUGGUGACGUGUAAUGCAUAUUGAAAUAGCGUAAAUACACUUGUAACCUGUGAUAAUCAACCGUGAUGAUUGUUCCAUACAAUAAUUUAAAAACAUAAUAACAUAAACACGGGAAUAAUGGGUGAUUCUGAUGACGAUGAUAGAGACUAUGAGACCGGGAUAAAUAUGACGGGUUUCCUGUUUGGUAAUAUCGAUGAAAAUGGUCAGUUGGAGGAUGACAUUCUGGACAAUGAUGCCAAGCAGCAUUUGGCAUCUCUUGAUCGUCUGGGUCUGGGUUCAUUCUUAAAUGAAAUGAUCUCUCACGACUCAAAUGGUGAAAAGUCAGAGAAGAAGGACAAAUCAAAUAUUAAACUCGAGAAUGGGAGUGACAACGAUGACAUUGAUUAUCAAAACAAAUCGCCAACAGCUGAGGAUUUUUCAGAGAUAAAUGAACUGGCGGAUGACAUAAUCGAGGAGAAUGUUGGAAUAAAUGGUACGGUAAAAACAGAGAAAGAUUCCAUUGAUUACGAUGCAGACGAUGAGGAGCAUGUAAAUAAAUCGGAUAAACAACUGAUGCCACCACCUCCAGUACCGGAAGAAAAAGAUUCCUUAACCCCUGAAGAAGCAGAGGUUGCCCGACAGAGGAGGCUAGAAACACCUCUAGCUUCAAUGUUACCCUCGAAAUACGCCAACAUCGACGUAACAGAAAUUUUUCCCGAUUUUCGGCCGAACAAAGUCCUGAGAUUCUCACGGCUAUUUGGCCCAGGUAAACCCAGUAGCCUCCCACAAAUAUGGCGAGGAGUUAGGAGAAGAAGAAAGAAAAAAAGGCAUCAUGAUACACGUGACUCAGACUCUGGUUCAGACCAGGAUGAUAGGAGACUCAAGUUCAAAGGUUGGAAGAUGAAUUAUGGUCAAGAGUCUCUAUCCGAGUGUAUUGCCUCUGACGAUGAGGCCAAACUGUUGAUGCCAAUGGAGGAUAAAGAACAAGGAAGAAAGGCUGGUGAGUCUGGGGAAAAUGGGGAUAUGGAGCCGAAAGUUGCUGACUGGCGUUUUGGACCUGCACAAAUAUGGUACGAUAUGUUGGAGGUACCCGAAACUGGUGAUGGGUUCAAUUAUGGAUUUAAAGUGGGUGAAAAGAAGGAUUCGCCAACUAAUGGAACAGACAAACUACAAGAUGAAGACGAAACAUUUGCAGACGAUGCUUUUUUAAUGGUUUCCCAAUUACACUGGGAGGAUGACGUUAUCUGGAAUGGUGAUGAGAUUAAACAUAAGGUAAUGCAGAAGCUGAACAGCAAGAAUAAUUUAGCUGGAUGGGUGCCAUCCAGUGGCAAUAGAACUGCCCAGGCAUUCAGUCAACCAGGAAAAGGCACACCAGUUCCAGUGGCCUCGAAUGUACGCCUAGCAACAUCACAAAUUUCAACGCCUCUUCAUAUGCAAUCCCACAAGAAUAAAGCUCAGGGGAAAAGUAACCAUCAACAGCAGAGGGAGGACAAUUACGAUGACACUUGGUACUCAAUAUUUCCAGUUGAAAAUGAAGAACUUGUUUAUGGAUUGUGGGAGGAGGAGGUCAUUUGGGAUGCUGAAAACAUGAAGAAAAUACCAAAACCAAAGAUACUCACCCUAGAUCCCAACGACGAAAACAUUGUUUUAGGAAUCCCAGACGACAUUGAUCCUGCUUUACUUCACAAAGAAAAUGGACCAACGCCAAAGGUAAAAAUACCUCAUCCUCACGUGAAAAAGAGUAAACUACUCCUCGGAAAAGCUGGAGUAAUUAACGUCCUUGAAGAAGACGCACCUCCACCUCCACCUAAAUCACCAGAUCGUGAUCCUUUUAACAUCUCCAAUGAUACUUACUACAUGCCACGAUCCUCUGAAACAACUUUGAGACUAAAAGUUGGUGGUGGAAAUCUUAUUCAACACAGCACACCUGUUGUAGAGCUCAGAGUUCCAUUUGUUCAGACCCACAUGGGGGCCAUGCGUUUGAGAAACUUCCACAGACCCCCCAUACGGCGGUUCAGUCACGGUCCUUUAGCUCAUCCUGGUCCCCAUGGUGUCCUUCCUCUAUUAAAGCAUAUAAAAAAGAAAGCCAAACAAAGAGAACAAGAGAGAAUAGCUUCAGGGGGUGGCGAUGUCUUUUUUAUGAGAACCCCUGAGGAUUUGACUGGAAAAGAUGGUGAACUUGUUCUGGUUGAAUUUUCUGAAGAGCAUCCCCCAUUGAUGAAUCAAGUUGGCAUGUGUUCCAAAGUGAAGAAUUAUUACAAACGGAAAGCCGGCAAAGAUCAAGGACCUCAAAAGUACAAAUACGGAGAGACAGCGUAUGCUCACACGAGUCCAUUUCUUGGUAUUCUCACUCCAGGCCAGAGUAUUCAGGCAAUCGAAAAUAACAUGUACAGAGCUCCAAUUUACGAGCACAACAUUCCUCAGACAGAUUUCCUGGUGAUUCGAACUCGGCAACAGUACUUCAUCAGAGAAAUCGAUGCGUUAUUCGUUGCAGGUCAAGAGUGUCCACUUUACGAAGUUCCUGGGCCCAAUUCAAAGCGAGCUAAUAAUUUCGUGAGAGAUUUCCUUCAAGUUUUCAUCUACAGACUAUUCUGGAAGUCUCAAGACACCCCAAGGAGAAUAAAAAUGGAUGACAUAAAGAAGGCAUUUCCCUCCCACAGUGAAAGCAGCAUAAGAAAACGUCUUAAAUUAUGUGCAGAUUUUAAGAGAACUGGAAUGGAUUCCAACUGGUGGGUGAUAAAGCCAGACUUUCGUCUCCCUAGUGAAGAGGAAAUUCGUGCGAUGGUUUCGCCAGAACAGUGUUGUGCAUAUUUUAGCAUGGUUGCUGCUGAGCAACGUUUGAAAGAUGCUGGUUACGGUGAAAAAUUCCUCUUCACUCCACAAGACGACGAUGAUGAAGAAAUGCAGCUGAAAAUGGAUGAUGAGGUUAAAGUAGCUCCUUGGAACACAACACGUGCAUACAUUCAAGCAAUGAAGGGAAAAUGUUUAUUGCAAUUGGCGGGUCCUGCAGAUCCGACUGGAUGCGGAGAAGGAUUCUCCUACGUCAGAGUGCCCAAUAAACCAACAAUCAGUAAAGAAGAACAAGAAGCUCAGCCGAAGAGAACAGUUACUGGUACUGAUGCCGAUUUGAGAAGAUUAUCCCUGAACAAUGCAAAAGCACUUCUUCGAAAAUUUGGAGUGCCUGAAGAAGAAAUUAAAAAAUUGUCACGUUGGGAAGUAAUCGAUGUUGUUCGAACUCUCUCAACUGAGAAGGCUAAAGCUGGUGAAGAAGGAAUGACUAAGUUCUCGAGAGGAAAUAGGUUUUCCAUCGCAGAGCAUCAAGAAAGAUACAAAGAAGAAUGUCAAAGAAUCUUCGACCUUCAGAAUCGAGUGCUCUCGUCUGCUGAAGUGCUAAGUACUGACGAGGGUGAGAGUUCAGACGAAGACAGUUCAGACAUCGAAGAAAUGGGUAAAAAUAUCGAGAAUAUGUUAUCGAACAAAAAAACAAGCUCGCAGCUUUCAUUAGAGAGAGAAGAACAACAGAGACAGGAGUUGAGGAAAAUGUUGAUGGGUGAGACCCAAGAACAAGAGGGCAAAAAACCAAAAGACAAGAAGAAGGAUGACGAAGAGGAUAGCAGGGAGCAGGGCCAGGGAUUCAAUACUCAAUCAGGUCGAGUCUUGAAAAUUUACCGUACAUUCCGAGAUCCUGAUGGAAAGGAAUACACUCGGGCUGAGAUAGUCCGAAAGCCCGCAGUCAUUGACACAUACAUAAAAAUAAGAAAUUCCAAGGACGAAACCUUUAUCAAACAGUUCGCAACACUUGACGAACAGCAGAAAGAAGAGAUGAAGAGGGAAAAAAGGAGACUCCAAGAGCAACUGAGGCGAAUCAAGAGGAAUCAGGAACGUGAAAAAUCGCACGGAUGUGGCACGUCUUCCAACAGUUUCCCUCCCACUUCCAGCAUGCUCGAUCGUAGCAAUACCAAUACCCCAACUACCACAUCAACCAGUAUCCUUCCAUUCAAUAACUUUCCAUCCACUUCUUUAGCUUCUAAACAUCCCAAAUCUGAGACUACUCCAUCCAAACGUAAAAAGCCUAAACUAAAACCAGAUUUAAAGUUAAAAUGUGGUGCUUGCGGCAAUGUUGGUCACAUGAGGACUAACAAGGCCUGCCCACUUUAUCAGAAUAGCUUGACAACUGCUCCUGUCAAUGUGGCUAUGACUGAGGAGCAGGAGGAAGAGAUUGAGAAGCAGCUCAACGCUGAUGAUCAGGAUCUCGUUAAUGUUGAGGGUACCAAGGUUAAAUUAUCAUCGAAACUCAUCAAACAUGCCGAAGAGAUGAAGAGACGAACACUCCUCCUGAAAGUCCCUAAAGAAGCGGUCAGUGCUAAGAAGCGGCGAAGAGCAACAGGAGAUGAUCACUGCGACUAUCUGAAGAAGCAUCAGCGACCCGCGAACCGACGCAGAACGGAUCCUGUGGUUGUCAUGUCAACCAUUCUGGAGAGCAUUCUUAAUGAAAUGCGUGAUCUCCCUGACGUUCAACCCUUUUUAUUUCCAGUCAGUGCUAAAGCGGUUCCAGAUUACUAUAAAAUUAUCCAACGUCCCAUGGACCUGCAAACCAUUAGAGAAAAUCUUCGACAGAAGAAAUAUCAGAGCAGAGAGGAGUUUCUGGCUGACGUCAAUCAAAUCGUUGAGAAUUCCAAUUUAUACAAUGGGUCAAAGAGCUCUCUGACCGUUGCUGCGAAGAGAAUGCUCGAUACGUGUGUAGAAAGACUUGGAGAAAAGGAAGAUAGACUGAUGAGACUAGAAAAAGCGAUAAAUCCUCUCCUUGAUGACAACGACCAAGUGGCGCUUACAUUUAUUCUCGACAAUGUUGUCAAUAGUAAACUCAAAACUAUGGCUGAAGCUUGGCCCUUCCUCAGACCAGUAAACAAGAAGCUGGUCAAAGAUUAUUAUAAUGUAAUCAAAAGACCGAUGGACCUCGAAACAAUUUCUAAAAAAGUAUCUGCACAUAAAUACCACAGUCGUCAAGAAUUCGUGCAGGAUGUUGAACAAAUUCUGGAAAAUUGUGUUCAAUACAAUGGAAAGGAUUCAACGUUCACGAGAAAAGCAGAAGUAUUAGUGAAAAUUUGCAAAGAAACAUUAGAUGACUACGAUGACCACCUCACUCAACUCGAAAAUAAUAUUUCUCUAGUUCAACAACGUGCAAUGGAGCAAGCAGACAUGGACUCCUCCUGGCUGGGCCCUGAAGAGGAGAACUAUACGAUUGUUGAACCAGAAUAUCGAAGUAGCCAGACGAAUUCCCCAGACAAUCCAUUCGGCAAGUCCAGUAUAGAUGACUUCGACUUUGUUGACGUUGAAGGUGACAUUGAGGCUGAACUCAAUGCGAGAACUGCUCAUGCGAAAAAGAAAGAUGUUCUCGAGGAAGAUUUACAAUUCUCUAGUGAAGAUGAAUUUGACGAAGUUCCAUUCACUGCUGACGAGCAGGGAGAGUCUGGAGAUUUGGAAGCACUAGAGCUCGGUGGGAUGAGAGACUGUGGAGAGGUGGCUGCUGAUGAUGACAGUCAACAAGCUGCUGAAGCAAUGGUGCAAUUGGGAAAUGUUGGCUUUUAUGUUGGGGAACAGCAAUUGAUUCAGCAAGAAGAAAGUAUGGAUGUCGAUCCUAAUUACGAUCCUUCAGAUUUUCUGCUGGCUGGUUUACCUCCAAGGGCAGAAAAGGUCAGCACUGACAAAAUUCGCGAUGACUUGGCGGUGUCUGAGAGUGAUGAGGAGCAUGAAAACGUUACUGGGCAGAUCAAACAGGAGAUUCAACCGCCGAGUCAACCUGACGAGGAAGUGGCUGGUGAUCUCUGGUUUUAAAAAUGAGUUGACAUUCGAAGCUUGUGCACUACUAAUCUUUUUUUCGCAUUGCUUCUAACAAUUUUUCAUCUGGAAAUUGAUAAUGCAUAAUUCCUAUAUUUGGGAAUACUUUUUUUCCAUUUUUAUCAUAGCCAAUGAUUUUAGACACUUCUUUUAAACAAGGAAGGAGAACUCCCUAGAUACAAAAUCAUGAUUAUUGUUUGAAAACGUACAAAGUAGAAGAUUUGCAAUUGUAUAAUUAAUUCAAUCAAAUGCAUUGUAAUUAAUAUGUAGGAUUAAAUGAUAAAUUAUUUGUUUUCUUCUCAAAGCAUAUCAUCAACUUUUAUUAUAAUCCUCCUCUGUUUGUAGACGAAAGCAUUUCCAAAGUCCAAAACGCACUUCCCAGUCGACGAAAAAUAGUUCAGGUUUAUCCCAGAGAACAUGAUGUAUUGCUAAGUCGUAAUGUGUUGCUAAGGGCGGAUUUAAAUGCGGGGCCCAUUGGGCUCGUUCCAUCAAAACUUUGUUGACAUACGCAUAAAACACUUUUGCUUUGUGAAUCCAACAGAUCAAUGUCAUUAUUGCCAAUAUCAUUGCAUGAACAUGAUAAGUCACGGAAUGAGUAGCAUCCAAGUGCUCUAGAGUUAAAUCCUGAAUGUUCAUUAAGAGACAAGACAAAGCUGCCGCAGUGAAUCCACAAGGAACCUCUACCGCUAUCAAACAAAUUGUACAGUAAAUGGCUUCAAGGUUUAUUCUUGAUGUACAGUGAUUCAUUACACAUUGCAGAAAACUUUCAUGAAUGAGGUCUCGGUGCUCUUUAAAAAAAUCUUGGUCAUUUCGUCUGUCUUUAUUUAUUUCUAUAUCGUAAUCCGUAUUCUCGAAGAACAAUUUCAAUGCCUGAAAUUGCAAUUUAUUGCGCUUUCUGUCAAUGAGAUUUUGGAGCACUCGGUUUCCUACGAGACUCACUGAUGAAUUCGGUGAAGAUAUCAUUUUUAAGAGGAGAAUCAAUAAUUCUUUUGCUAGAGUAUUCUCGAAUAUAUCCAAUUCGUAAGACUGAGCAGCGAAUUCUAAAAUAUUUGCAAGUUCUAAAAUUAUUGCAUCAUCAUGCGAUUGCUUUUCCAAGGCCCAUAAGCUUAUUUCUGAGAGGAUUGAGAUUAGAUGCCAAUCGGAAAGAUGUUUGAUAGCAUUCAGUAAACAAAUUUCAAAACUGUUUUUGAGUAUUAGUUGCUUUUCGUCAAAACAAUGGUUGAGACUAUUGUGGUAUAGUGUUAAUAAUCUUUUAAUGGCAGUUUCAGUAUCUUGAUCAUUAACCCACGAAUGGUCUUCCAGGAUUGUAUACAAGAUGCGCAUAAUUUUGCGGAUGUCUUUCAAAGAUGUUCUUUUGCAUUGUGUUUUAUUAAAUAAACCAUCGAUAAUUUUAUUUUGAUUGAUUCCACAAUUGAGAAGACCCUGAAUAAUAUAUUGACAAAGAUCUUCCCAUUUCCAAAGUUUCUCUUGGUGAACUAUUUUGAUCACGACUUUUAUAACAUUAUCAGUGUAGAUAGGUAAAUAUAUCUUUAAUAUACGAAAAUAAAAAGCUGUCACAGUU
Molecule: messenger RNA, 7556 nt
Organism: Diachasma alloeum
Lineage: Eukaryota; Metazoa; Arthropoda; Insecta; Hymenoptera; Braconidae
Gene: Taf1
Product: transcription initiation factor TFIID subunit 1
Exons: 2
Coding region: 296-5992 (1898 amino acids)
Biological process (GO): DNA-templated transcription initiation; RNA polymerase II preinitiation complex assembly; transcription by RNA polymerase II
Cellular component (GO): transcription factor TFIID complex
Molecular function (GO): DNA binding; TBP-class protein binding; RNA polymerase II general transcription initiation factor binding
Source: RefSeq, a predicted model, not a curated record